GUAUAGAGGAGAGUAGGAUUUAUUGAAAGAGAUAGCACAUGCUCAGGUGUGAGUCUGGGCAACCUCUCCUUAGGAGGAGGGCAGUGCUGCUGCCCAUACCAGCAGGUCAUCCUUUUAUAGGCUAGGGGAUGGUGCCCAGGAAGGUUAGUAUUCGAAGGUGGUGGGGUUUAGGCAGGACUUAAGUACCACUGGCUUUGAUGUCACUUUAUUGGGGAUCUCAGAAGUAUCAUGGUGUCUCCGUGCAGGACUGGAGCACACAGUGCUCCUCUCUAGGAAGGCGUCAAGACAGCUUAUGCACCAUAGGAAGCGAAUUGAUCUCCUUGUUCUUUAGUUUUUGUAAUAGCCAAUAGAUAGGAUCAAGAAGGAGAGGCCUCUUAGAUGUAUGACUUAAGGUACUGAAAAAUGUUCUGAGCAAGAAGGACAAAAAGAAAAAUGACCAGAAGGGAUGUCUAGAGUCCCAAGAGUAGUUAGCAUUCCACCCAGGGGAGAAGCUUAUGUCAGAGGAGUGCAAGGGUCCCAUGCUGGUACCAAGUGCUAAUCUGGACCUCCAGGGGUCCUGAGUCUUCUCUGGGUCCCACGUUGGGCACCACAAUACUGUUGAUGGAAAUAAGCACGAUCUGUAAAAGGACAAAUUUAAGGUGUAUCCAGGGCAGAAGCCCAGUGACUUUCAAUGAGACUUGGGAAGUGUUCUAUAGUGGUCAGUUCUUGUGAGAAUUUAUAAUUUAUGUAUCGCACAGUGAGCACACAUUGGCUUGGCCUUAAAAGAUGGGAUUUAGGUAAAGGGGGGAGAAUAAAUUUCUAACUGCUUGAGAAUUGUUUUCUUCAUCUUCAGGGCCAGGGAGUGUAUUGUCUGUUGGAAAGCAGCUAUUGAAAAGAUUACAGAUUAAAUUUGGGAGAAUUUUUCUGAGAAUAGAUAAGAAAUAUAUCAACAAAGGAUAGCUCAGGGUUGUUCCAGAUGUACACAUCACCCAAAUCAAACUAACCUAAUAAGAGUAAUAGCUCAGUGCCACCACUCAGAUAAGUCUAGUGAGUGUUUCUCUUCCAUGGGAUUCAGGCCAUUUUAGGCCCUUUGAUCUCAGAGUUAAAAGGACUAAAAUCACUUCUUCUCUUUCAAUACUUACAUACUGGCAUGCUCUCAGUUUUCAAAUAUUUGUUUAUUCCACUCCAAGAAAUUAGACUUUAACUCUCCAAACAUUUGAAAAGAAGAGCGAAUCUCAUUGUCAGAGGCUGAAACCAGCAUAGGUAAUAACUGGAUGUUCUUUGCCACUGAGUUUAGAAGAAUAUAUAAGAGACUAGAGAUGAACUCUUUUAGCUCCUUUUUUGUCUCUUUGCAUCCUGAAAAAUCUGUCUCACUGUUUCAAAAUUAGGCCUGGCCUAAUACAUCGAGUUAUACUUGGUUUUUGGACAGGGUCCAGCAGUCAUAGCCAAUACUGACAGUCUGUAAAGGCCAAAGAGAAAGAGACUGUCACUGAUGCAAAACAAGGAUAACUACGAAGUGAUGGUAUUCUUGUGUGGCUCAGAAUCUGUCUUCAUAGGUUGAUCUGGAAGCACAGUUCCUCUGGAGUGCUGAUUGCAUCUUUUUUAAAAAUGUGCAGAAGGAGCACUACUUGCUGCAAGCACAGGGGGUGGAGGCUGGGGCAUGGGCUUAGGAGGCAGCAUGUUUCUUGGUGCUGGGGUCAGGGAGCUGGUGCAUGUCCUCCUGCUGGAGAACACUGAGAGGCAAGUGUAGGGACUGAUGGAGUACUAGGUUCUCAGGCAAUGCUUUGUUGCAAAUCCUUGAAGAGUUCCCCUCUAGCUGUCUUCCAUGCAAAUACUGUAUGAUUGUAUUUGUUCUGGAACUUGACCAGGAUUUCAGCAGUAGCUCAUUGUAAAACUUGGCACCCUCUUUCAAAAUAGCGAUUCAUCUGGCUCCUGUAGGGACUGGGAUGUUGCACCAGAUGUCACAUAAACCCUUGGCUCAGCCCUUCCUGCGCAGGCCCAGCAUCCGCCGCAUCCAGGAUAUCCUAGAUGUUGCCAAACGUCCAUGCCCAUGGGCUAUAAUCCUUACUCCCACAGCAGGUAUAACCUGCAUUUUCCUCCAGCUUAUCACCGAAGACCCCAGCAACUUUCAUAUCCCUUCCCUACCAGCAGAGCAUCUGGGUGAUGCAUCGGAGCUGGACUCUUGGCUUCCCACUCACCGCUGUCUUAAGUCACGCAUUGCUUUUUUCCUUAUCUCAGUUUCUUCUACAGACAACCAGAGCAUUAAACAGAAAAUGAAUGUGCAGGCCUUAGUGCCUGGCCAGUGGGCCAACAUGCAGCUGUCCCUUUCCUUUGUCCCUCUUAUUCCCGACUCCCCUGUAGUUCUUUAAAAGCCCCAAACACCCUGUCUAGCAGGGUGGUGGUUCUUGAGACCCUGAGGUCUGCCAUGCUUUCAUCUGUCAGCUGAUUAAGUGUUCUCUUCCCUUCAUCCCAAACCUUGGCCUCAUUAUUUUGAUUGGCACUGGGGACAGGGACUGAGUUCUUGGUAACAGGCUAUGUACCCAUGAAGACAACAGGUCCAAGUGCCAUGUCCAUUCUCUAGAAAAGUAUAUGCAAAAUAAUUCUAAGUGAAGAUGAAUACAAAAUAGUGAAUUUACACAGACCAUUUAAUGGAAAUGAAAAUAUUAGUCCAAAAAUCACAGCUCAUUUUAAGUUACAUAAAACAGUCUUUAUUUUUCUUCACAUUUGUUUAAACUCCUAAUAAAAUAGAAGAAAACUUUUAUUUUGGAAAACUGCUACUUCCAAAUUCUUCCUGAACAAAUCUUUAAGCAAUGUCUUUUCAUCAUUUUACUGAGAUUAAUGCUUAGGACAUCAGACAAUUUCUCUUCAAACAUUUAUAAAAAAAAAAAAAACCCUUUCAAGUCAGUGAAUCAGAAAAUCAAGCAUGUUUUCCACACAAAGGGUAGAGCCUUCAAACCACCUGGGGAAGAAGGAAGUUGAAAGAGGUUAAAUACUGGGGCUGCCUCUCUCCUGUCAGCAUAGAGGUCUAGCUUCCCAGUCGACAUGAAGGCGCUCCUGAUGCUGGGGCUCCUCCUCCUUUCCACCACUGUCCAGGGCAAGAUCUAUGGAAGGUGUGAGUUGGCCAGAACUCUGAAGAGAUUUGCCUCGGAGGGCUUCAGGGGAAUCAGGUUGGCGAAAGUCUCCACUCCUUCCAACUUCCCGAGACCGAAGCCCAGCCUGUUCCCCAAUGCUAUUGAUAGAGAUUCUGUUGGGCCCCAAUAUCUCUCCCCUGGGAUGUGUUUGACCAAAUGGGAGAGCAGUUAUAACACACGAGCUACAAACUACAACCCUGGAGACGGAAGCACCGAUUAUGGAAUAUUUCAGAUCAGUAGCCGCUACUGGUGUGACGAUGGCAAAACCCCACAAGCAGUUAAUGCCUGUCAUAUACCCUGCAGUGGCUUAGUGGACAGUGAGAGAGAGAGAAAGCGAGAAAGGUCUUCCUUACCGUUGAUUGACCCUCCAAUGGCCACUGUGGCCGGCGCUCCGUGCUGAUCCGAAGCCAGGAGCCAGGUGCUUCUCCUGGUCUCCCAUGCGGGUGCAGGGCCCAAGGACUUGGGCCAUCUUCCUCUUGACUCCCGGGCCACAGCAGAGAGUUGGCCUGGAAGAGGGGCAACCGGGACAGAAUCCGGCGCCCCGACCAUUACGAGAACCUUGUGUGCCGGUGCCGCAAGGUGGAGGAUUAGCCUAUUGAGCUGCGGUGCCAGCCUUCUGUUCAUCUUAAAGACAGAAUUCUGACUCCUAUCCAGUCUCUUUCCAUGUUCUGCAAAGGUGGGGGUCUUCUCCACAUACUUCCAGGAUUUGGAAUGCAAACGGACACUCUGCUUUUGCCCUUGGGAUGCAACUAUCCUGCUUACUUCUCCAGGAAGAAAGAAACAGCUGAAGCGGGCCCUCUCCUCAAGUUUGCUUCACUAUGAAGAAAUGACUUUGCAAGCUGAAGACCUGUUAAUUUGAAACAGGUGUUUGUGAAUUCUUUGGUUUUUUGUUUUUUUGUUUUGUUUUGUUUUGACCGGAAGAGUGGACAGUGAGAGAGACAGAGAGAAAGGUCUUCCUUUGCCGUUGGUUCACCCUCCAAUGGCUGCUGUGGCCGGUGCACUGCGCCGAUCCGAAGGCAGGAGCCAGGUGCUUCUCCUGGUCUCCCAUGGGGUGCAGGGCCCAAGCACUUGGGCCAUCCUCCACUGCACUCCCGGGCCACAGCAGAGAGCUGGCCUGGAAGAGGGGCAGCUGGGACAGAAUCCAGCGCCCUGACCGGGACUAGAACCCGGUGUGCCGGCGCCGCAAGGCGGAGGAUUAGCCUGUUGAGCCAUGGCGCAGGCCUAGGUGUUUGUCAAUUCUUUGCUUCUUGUUCCAAACAAGAAGGCAACAGAAAUAGCAAGGAUAGAUGACCUCAGGGCUUUUAAAAAAUGUCUUCCGGUUUCAGCCACUAUCAACAGCACAGCUGAGACCACGGCACUACAUUUCAAAUACAUGUUCUAAUUUGAAAUGAGGAGAGAUGCUAAAAAGUGACACAUAUUGAUGUCUUCAAUCUUGACUCCUCCUGAGACACAGAUUUACUGAAUAAACUGAGGUCUGAUGUUGCAAUUAAACCUUUGAUGUGACAAAAAAGCAUAAAGAGAAGAAAUCCCGGUUAAUUUUGUAUGUGAAUAAGUCUUCAGUUUCUUGUCAAAUAUGCAUAUUUACCUGGGGCUACCCACAAUUUUGGUUGAAAAGAGGAAUUUUGGCCGGCGCUGUGG
Lepus europaeus (European hare) is the source of this 4748-nucleotide messenger RNA. RefSeq names its product lysozyme C-like. The transcript is spliced from 3 exons. Gene Ontology annotation, molecular function: lysozyme activity. The coding region runs from base 3022 to 3510 and encodes 162 amino acids. Gene Ontology annotation, biological process: defense response to Gram-negative bacterium; defense response to Gram-positive bacterium. Lineage: Eukaryota; Metazoa; Chordata; Mammalia; Lagomorpha; Leporidae. The record is from RefSeq and is a predicted model, not a curated record.